AUAUUAUAUUAUUAAUUAUGAAAUCAAUCGCUGUAUUAAUUUAAAAAUAUUUUAAAAUUAUAUUAAGAUUUUGUUAGAUUUUUUCCAACAUAUUUUGUUCUAAGUAAAAAUAAAAUUUAAAUUUACAGUUAAAAUUUAUUUAUUAAUAUCUAUAUAAUUUAUAAGAUUUUUCAGAAAUGUUAUAUAGUAUUAAAUAGAUUACCUUAAUUAAUCAAAUAAAUGUAAUUGAUGAAAUAGACUUAGUAUGAUUUUUUAUGGUAUUUCUUUUAGUAAAGAACAUAUAGAAUAUAAUUAUAAAAUUUGAAAAAUAUUAUACACUUUUUUUUAUUUUGUUUUAUAGUAAAAUCUUAUUUAAAUUAAUGUAUAAUAGUAAUAUUAUUAAUUACAAAAUUAAUCAAUGGUAUUAAUUUAAAUAAAGUAUUUUAAAAUUUUAGAAAGAUUUUGUUAGAUUUUUUCUCAACAUUUUGUUAUAACUAAAAAUAAAAUUUAAAUUUACAGUUAAAAUUGAUUUAUUAUUAAUAUAUUUAUAUAUUUAAUAGAUUAAUGUAAAUAAUUAAAUAAAUGUAAUUAAUGAAAUGGACCUAAUAAGGUUAAUAUGACUUUUUUAUGGUAAAUAAAAACGAUAAUUCUCUUUUAAUAGAGAAGAUGUUACAUGUGGUUUCAAGCAAGUGAGGAUUAAGACUUCGGCGUGAAUCUCCUGUUAAUUCAAAAAGAAAAUUAAAAGGGUAAAUAACAAUUAAAUUUAUGAAAAAAUUUAAAACAACUAUUUUAAAAUAUUUUAAAUAUAAUAUUUUAAGAUGAGUAUCUUAAUAUUAUGAAAUAAUAAUAAUUUAAAUAAUUAUCAUUUAUAUUUGGGUUAUAUACUCUAAGUUAACACUACAAGAAACAGAGCUGUACUCCGACAAAACUUUCCCAGAAUAUCCUGAGCAAUUAAGUGUUAUAAUUUUAAGUAAGGAAACUUAGAGUAUAUAACCCAAACGUAUAAUUAUAACAAACAUAUAAUUAAAGUGUAAAGGAAAAAGAAUUCUUUUGAAGUAUAUGGAGACAGAGAAUAUAUAUAUAUAUAUAUUAUUUGAAAACAAACAUAUAAUUAAAGUAUGUUACAAAAAAACAUAUAAUUAAAGUGUAAAGGAAAAAUAAACAUAUAAUCAAAGUGGAAAAGUUUUCUUUUAAUUCAAAAAUAUUUUAAGUGAUAGUGUAAAAAGGAAUAAUGUACAUAUUAGUUUGAACUUAUUUAAUAUUCUCUCCAUUUUUUAAUAUAAGUCGUUUUAGAAUUGUGCACACAAAUUAAGAAAAUCAUUAAUUUCUUAUAUUUUCUAAACAAAAGCAUCAUUAGUUAUUUAACUAACCACAAAUUAAUCAAUAAUAAAAUAUAAGGUACUUUAUCAUUGGUCAUAUAACAUUAACUGUUAAUAAAUUUUACAUAUAAAACCGAAAACAUCAUAUAAUUUGGAAUAUAAAAAAAAAUUUAAAAUGACUUAUAUUAAAAAAAUGAAGGGAGUAUGAAAAAUUGCUCGGGAAACUUACUUAAGAUUAUAACACUUGCUUUCAUCAUCACUUCUUAAAGUCAUUGUUCUUCUCUCUCUCUCUCCUUCCAUCCCAUUUCCUUUUCUCACAAGUCACGUUUUCCUACACACAAACGAGUUUUUACAUCACUAAAGUAGUUAUGAAUCGUUUUCUUUUUUUCUACUAAUAAUAUUUUGGACAAUUUUAUAUAUAUAAGAAAAUGUUAUAAGCUACAGAUUUUCAAAAAUAUAAGCUCACUUUAAUCGUAUAAGUGUCAUAUUUUGAGUGUAAAUACAGUAUGUAAUUAUUCAAAAAAAAACAAUAUGUAUACUACAUCACUGCCUAUUAGAUGAUCAAUUUCGAAACGAACGUCGAGUGAUCAUCAUAUAUGUCCACACCAAAAAUGUCGGUUACAUUUUUGUGUCACUGUAUUCGUAUGUCCUGAGUAUUAUUUUAAUGUCGGUCACAAUAUGUGAUUAAUACCAUUAGACCAACACAAAAAACUACUACGUCUGUCAAACAAUCAACUUUGUAAAGAUAAGCUCACGUUUUCAUAAAAGUCGCAUGAAUCUUACACAUCCCAAGGAGAAAUGUCAAACGAAUAGUUUGUUAUUGCAUCACGGAAGUAUCUUUUUGGUAUCUCUUUUACUUAAAGAAGUACUAUAAUUUUUGGUCAAAAAAAAAACAAGUAAUAUAAUUGCAUACUAGUUUCAAUUUGUUAUUGCCCAUUAAUCAUUUCAAAGUAUAUACCUCAAAUUCCCAAUAUAUUAAAAGAACAAUACUUGCGUUCAUCUAUGUGUGGUAAACGCUCGUAUUCAUCUUAUAUCUUAUUACCAAUCAAAAUAUCAUGUAAGAUUAGUAAAAAUACAUAUUUAAAAAAAAUUCAAAAUAGCUGGAAAAACCGACGUUGACGUUAACAAUAUUAAUGCAUCAGCUAAACUCUAAAUUCUAAACUCUAAAUUCUGAACACUAAACCCCAAAAUUUUUUUUAGCAAAAAAAAAAAAACCCCAAAAUUUUAAAUUCAAAAACUCUAUAAAUAGUAACGAUGUCGGCGUUAACGCUAAUUUCAAAAUUUAAAUUUAGAGUUUAAGAUUUAGGAUUCUGUAGACAAUGUUAACGUCGGUCGGUGUAUUUCUUUUUCUUCUAUUUAUUUUGUUUUAUUUUAAAGGUUUUAAUAUAAUUUUUAUUAAUUCUAUAUGGUGUUUUAAUUGGUAAUAAAAAGUGAAGUGAAUUUGAGAAUUUACGUGAACCCAAAUAUUAUUUACUAGGUGUUUUAUCCGCAUAUGCGGGCAUAAUCAUUUUAUUAAUGGUUAUUAAUAUAUGUAUUAUGAUUUAAACAUCAUGAUAACUUAUUCUUAAUUAUUUUAGUUUUUUUCAAUUUUUAUUUCAGUCUACGUCCUCCUAACACAAAAAACUAUAAAAGUAUGAGACUAUAAGAGCAUAAUUAGAUAUCAAAUAUUUUACACAAUCAAGUAAAUUAAGAAAGUAAAUUUUUGGUCUCUCUUAAUCUACUUUGUAUUUUUUGAAUCAGAAACAUGUAUUAAAUUACCAAAAAAAAAACACUAAAACACACAAAAUUCAAGCAAGAACAAAUAAAUAAAAAGUAAAUAAAAAUUAAUGUUCGAUGAUAAUUUAGAAGAAUUUUUUUUAAAAAAAAACGAAUUGAGAAAAUGACAAUAUUUCAUUGGUUUACUUGAUCAAUAUACACAUUGAUUUAUCUUAAUAUUUCAUAAGUUUACUUUUAAUAAAAGAAAAAAUAGAUAAUGAUAGUUUUAUUAUUAAAGUUAAAUUGUGGUUUAUUAUAUAAUGAUAAAUCUAAUUAUAAAUUAAAAAUAUAUCUAGUUUAGCCAUUUCAUAACAUGAUUACAUAUGCAAUUCUCUAAACUUAAUAUCAAAGCAUAUUUUUCUUAUAGAUUAAACAAUAAUUAAACAUACACAGAAAAUAACUACAUAACUAAUUCAGAAUACUUAAUUCAUAAUUCCAAACUCCAUGUAACAAAACCGACUUGCUCCUAGUCUUUCAAAAAAGAAAAAAAAAUAGAACUCCAACUAAAAACAAAUAUCAAAAGUACAUAAAUAUAUAUGUCAAAACUAUAAUCGAGACAAUUUAGAAUGAAUGAGAAAAAUAAAAUUAUAGAAUUUUAAAACAUCUUACAUCAUAUGAAAAUAAGAAUUGGUCCUAACUUGUGUAAAAUAAUUAUAAUUGUAAUUCCAGUUUGAAAAUUUGAAAUAGUUUUAUAUUAGUUAAAUUAAUAAAUUAAUGAUUUAUGCUAAAAACUAAAAAAAAAUUCGUGAAAGUUAAAAUAAUUAUAAUCAUAUUCCAAUUAGAAAUUUUGAAAUAUUUAUAAUAUUAAAAUUAAUGAAUUAAUUAGAAAGUUUGAAAUAUUUAAUUUAGCUAAAAUUAUGGAGAAUGUGACAAAUCAGCAGAAGUAAAAUAUUACAAUCAAGGUUUUUCUUUUUUUUUUUGUCAGCCAAGGGUAUUAGAGAAGAAAUAUAACGAUAUAAGCAGCGGAACAAUAUAUAAUGUCGACCAGUUUUCCAUCUCCGAGGAACAAACGAUAAUCCACAGCAAAUCUCAGCCUUUCAUUUUUUUUGUCUGUAAUCUCCGCCUUUCGAGCUAACAGUGUGUUCUGAUAUCUUUUCAGUGUUCACACUAUAAUAUUUUUUUGGAAAUGUCGAAAGAUAGUACGUACUUAUGUCGAUAUCCAGUCAUCGUCAUUAGAGAAUCUUGGUAAUAUUUAAAUUUAUUGUAUACUGUAUUAUUUCUGUUUCUGGUCAACGAGAGAGAGUUUAGAAAUUAUGGAGACCAAAACCAAUUAAAACUGAAAGAACUCAAUUUUCUGAAAAUAACGUUUCCGUUAAUUUCAUCCUCAAAUUUAUUUACCAUUUAUACUACUCGAUAAUAUGAUGUUCUAAAAAGAUAGUACUGUAUUAUGAACCAAUAUAUAUAUUCAAAAUAAUUAAUAUAAGAAAACUUCACAUAUACACUCAAGUAUAUUUUCUUAUACUAGUUUAUAACUUUAUACUAUUUUCAUACAACUAUAUUAUAAAUCAACAAGUGCCUAAUGAACUAACAAAAAGAAAGCCUAUAGAUAAGGUCUGAAAAUCACAAAUUCGAAUUUGUUGUCUUUGUGGUCAAAAAACAUAUGACCCAAAGACUGGACUUAAAAUUUAAUCUCAUUAUCAUGAAGAAAAAACUAAAGUUAUCAAGUAUCAACAUCCCACCGGUCGACCAUUUUGACUAUUACUAUUACAAAAGAAUGAAAGAACCCUACAAAUAAUGGCAGCCAUGUGCAGACAAACUGGAUUUCAUGUAAUAGUCAAAAUCAAAGUGAUGUGUUAGAUAGUCCUCACGAAAACGAAUAUUAAUAAAUAAUCCAUAGUAUGACAAUUAAAUAUCAUUUAACUCAAAGCUUUAUUAUCUUGAUCAAUACUCCACAACCUACCUCUGACAUCUUUGUAUUCAAUCACGGGCGUGGCCUAAAAAAACCCUUAUUACCACGAACUUUUAUUUGUCUCUUCACAUCUCAAAAUUGAGCAAGACUAAACCGGAAAUAACCGGAAGCCACCAUGUUCAUCAAGCUCAUCUUGUUCUUCCUUCUCUCUCAAACACUAAGAUCUUCUUCUCAGAUCCUCAGCUACAAUGGUUUCAACCCUCCGACAGACAUCUCCCUCCAAGGCCUCGCAACAGUCACACCCAACGGUCUCCUGAAGCUAACCAACACCACAGUUCAAAAAACCGGCCACGCCUUCUACACAAAACCGAUCCGGUUCAAAGACUCACCAAACGCCACCGUCUCUUCCUUCUCCACAACCUUCGUCUUCGCCAUAUACUCCCAGAUCCCGACUCUAAGCGGCCACGGGAUCGCCUUCGUCAUCUCUCCAUCCCCUGCUCUCCCUUCUGCGCUUCCUAGUCAAUACAUCGGUCUCUUCAACAACUCGAACAACGGCAACGACACGAACCACGUCUUCGCAGUGGAGUUCGACACGAUCCAGAGCAACGAGUUCGGAGAUCCGAACGAUAACCACGUCGGCAUCGACAUCAACGGUUUGCGAUCGGUUAAGUACUCAACCGCUGGAUACUGGAACGAGAAUAACAAGUUUCAGAAUCUGAACUUGAUUAGUCGCAAACUGAUGCAAGUUUGGAUUAAUUACGACAAACUCAGUAAUAAAAUCGAUGUCACGAUGUCUCCGUACGGUUCCGACAAGCCUAGCAAACCGCUCAUUACUUACGUAACAGAUCUUUCUUCCGUUCUUCUCCAAGACAUGUACGUAGGCUUCGCCUCCGCAACCGGCUCCGUCAUCUCGGAGCAUUACGUAGCCGGUUGGAGUUUCCGGUUAAACGGAGAAGCACCGUCGCUGACGUCAUCGAACCUCCCGAAGCUUCCUCGCUUCGAGCCGAGGCGAAUCUCUGACUUCUACAAGAUCGGCAUGCCGCUGAUCUCCCUCUUCCUGAUCUUCUCCGUGAUCUCCCUCGCCUUCUACGUCGCGAGGAGGAGGAAGAAGUUCGAGGAAGAGCUCGACGACUGGGAAACAGAGUUCGGCAAGAACCGGUUCCGGUUCAAGGAGCUUUACCACGCGACCAAAGGGUUCAAGGAGAAGGACCUCCUCGGCUCGGGAGGGUUCGGGAGGGUUUACAGAGGGAUACUACCGACGACGAAGAUCGAAGUCGCUGUGAAGAGAGUCUCACACGAUUCUAAACAAGGUAUGAAAGAGUUCGUGGCGGAGAUUGUGAGUAUCGGUCGGAUGAGUCAUCGGAACUUGGUGCCUCUGUUGGGGUACUGUCGUAGGAGAGGAGAGCUUCUUCUUGUUUAUGACUACAUGCCUAACGGAAGUUUAGAUAAGUAUCUAUACAAUAAUCCCGAGAGGACUUUAGAUUGGAAGCAGAGGUCUAAGAUCGUCAAAGGAGUUGCGUCUGGUUUGUUUUAUCUCCACGAGGAGUGGGAGCAGGUUGUGAUUCACCGUGACGUGAAGGCUAGUAAUGUUUUGUUGGACGCUGACUUCAACGGUAGGCUCGGGGAUUUCGGGUUAGCCCGGUUGUAUGAUCACGGGUCGGAUCCUCAGACAACUCAUGUUGUUGGUACGUUGGGUUACUUAGCACCUGAACAUUCUAGAACAGGACGUGCUACUACCGCGACCGAUGUAUAUGCGUUUGGUGCGUUUCUUCUAGAAGUUGUUUCUGGUAGAAGACCUAUUGAGCUACAUAGCGAAAGCGAUGAUACGUUCUUGCUUGUGGAGUGGGUUUUCGGUUUGUGGCUAAGAGGGAACAUAAUGGAAGCGAAAGAUCCGAAUCUUGGGUGCGAUGGUUACGAUCUUGAAGAGGUUGAAAUGGUUUUGAAGCUUGGGUUAUUGUGUUCGCACUCGGAUCCUCGGGCUAGACCGAGUAUGAGGCUGGUGUUACAGUAUCUGAGAGGAGAUAUGUCAUUGCCGGAACUAACGCCGUUGGAUUUGUCGGCAGGGAAUGGGAUGAACUUGGGAGGGAGAGAGGGGUUUAGCGGUAUUGCCAUGUCGUAUUCUUCCUCAGUGUUUAAUGGGUUUACCGGUGUGUCUUCCAUCGCUGAUUCUCUACUCUCUGGUGGGAGGUGAUUGAUGAUGUUACAACAUUAGUAACGUAUGAUUAUGUAUAUACAGUUUUGCCUUUGUAUGGAGAUGUAAGAUUUUCUUACAAAAAAUUUAUUAAAUAUGAUUAUGAUUGUGAUAAAUUGAUGAGAGUUUAGGAAUUGGAAGAAAUGUUAUCGACU
This is a messenger RNA of Brassica rapa (field mustard), 7248 nucleotides long. Its product is annotated as L-type lectin-domain containing receptor kinase IV.2. NCBI's taxonomy places the organism in Eukaryota, Viridiplantae, Streptophyta, Magnoliopsida, Brassicales, Brassicaceae. Gene Ontology annotation, molecular function: ATP binding; protein kinase activity; carbohydrate binding. The record is from RefSeq and is a predicted model, not a curated record. Gene Ontology annotation, biological process: protein phosphorylation.